AUGAUGGUUUGCGGUGAGACCGGAACCGGCAAGUCUACCUUCGUCAAGAUGCUGUGUGGUGAGAACUGUUUUGGCGAAGAUCCUUUGCCUGAGUUUAAGCCUGGUAUGGACCCACAAGUAUCCAUCAGGACAUUCAAUGCUUUGGUAAUGGAGGAGGAAACGCCCAUCAAUCUGGAUGUAGUAAUGGUACCGGGAUUUGGAGAUAAAGUGGACAACAGACGUUGUUCAGGAAUUGUGUUGGAUUACCUGAACAAUCAGCUGAAUUCCGUUUUGAACGAAGAAUGCCGUAUUCAGCGCAAUUCAAUGGUCAAAGACGGCAGAGUUCACGUCCUCCUUUACUUCAUCAGACCAACAGGAAAGGGGCUUCGUCAGCUGGACAUCAACUUCAUGAAGUUAGUGGGACCAAGAUGUAAUCUGAUCCCUGUUUUAUCCAAGGCAGACGUCAUGAGCUCAGCUGAGCUCAUCACCAACAAGAAGAAGGUGAUGGCAGACAUCACUGCCAACAACAUUGAGAUCUACGACUUUGGUCCUUGGAUUGAGGACGCUAAUGAGGGAGAACUUCCUGAGUUCUUGAAGGUUCUUCCUUUUGCCGUCAUGAGCUCAACGGAAAAACGGGAAGUCGAUGGCAAAGAGCAAUACGUUAGGGAAUAUCCUUGGGGUACUGCCAUUCCCGAGGAUGUAACCCAUAGCGACUAUCUGAUGCUGAAGAUUUUACUUUUGGGCACAUGUCUUCAAGAUCUCAAAGAUACAACAGUAAAUGUGAUAUACGAGAGAUUCCGCACGGAGAGAUUGUCCAGCAAAGUUAACAUCCGCUCUGCUUCCAGUGCCAAGGUCAUGAACGCUUUGAUAGACAGGGUUACUUAG
Molecule: messenger RNA, 864 nt
Organism: Kuraishia capsulata CBS 1993
Lineage: Eukaryota; Fungi; Ascomycota; Pichiomycetes; Pichiales; Pichiaceae
Exons: 1
Coding region: 1-864 (287 amino acids)
Biological process (GO): actomyosin contractile ring assembly; cellular bud neck septin ring organization; division septum assembly
Cellular component (GO): microtubule cytoskeleton; cell division site; septin complex
Molecular function (GO): molecular adaptor activity; GTPase activity; GTP binding
Source: RefSeq, a predicted model, not a curated record